CAUGAGCAGCAAUUUUAAAGGGACGUGUUUAUAGUACCCGAAGCCCUGCAACUAUGGCCUUCUCUCUAACUCCACUGCUCAUAGCAAUAAUCUGCGUCUUGAUUGGAAUAAUACUGAAAGGCAGCAAGAAAAGCACCAAGACAGAGCAGAACAAGGUCAACAAGAAGGCAGAGGUUCGCCCAUGGGUGGAUGAAGACUUGAAAGAUAGCACUGACCUUCACACAGAGGCAGAAGAUGAUGCUGAAUGGCAAGGACUGGAGGACAACAUUGCUCAUAUCCCCUUUUCAGCAGAGCGUUACUCUGAAGAAGACAUGGUUAAGAGAUCAAAGGAUUUUUAUGAGCUUCUCAAUAAGAGACGAUCAGUCAGGUUUAUAAGUGAUGAGCCGGUUCCAAUGGAAGUAAUUGACAACGUGAUUAAAACAGCAGGAACAUCUCCCAGUGGGGCACACACUGAGCCUUGGACCUUUGUAAUAGUCCAAGAUAAAGAAAUGAAACAUAAGAUCCGGGAGAUCAUUGAAGAGGAGGAGGAAAUAAACUACAAGAAAAGAAUGGGAGAUAGAUGGGUUAAUGACGUGAAAAGACUGAGAACAAACUGGAUCAAAGAAUACUUGGAUACGGCUCCCUACCUGAUCCUGAUUUUCAAGCAGGUGCAUGGAAUCCUUCCAGACAGGAAAAAGAAAACCCACUACUACAAUGAGAUCAGUGUUUCUAUUGCCUGCGGCAUUCUCCUUGCUGCACUACAGAAUGUGGGCCUGGUGACAGUGACCUCUACACCCCUGAACUGCGGCCGACGCCUAAGACUGCUGCUCAGACGCCCAGCGAAUGAAAAGCUUCUCCUGCUGUUGCCCAUUGGGUAUCCCACUAAGGAUGCGACUGUGCCGGACUUGACACGAAAACCUCUGGACGACAUCAUGGUGGUGAUAUAAACAUGGAGCAACUGGGCAGAGACCUUUGACUAUAUCUGGUGAUUGAAAGUAGUCCAAAAGAUGUUUAUUUUCCUUGACUGUUUAUAUAGGAUGCCUUCAAACAUGCAGCAUCUCACUCUGCAUAGAUGCUUAAGCUCGUGUGCAGCCAUAAGUGCAUGGGAAAUGCUUGGGCAUGUGGACUGUACACGGGCCCAUUUAUGAAAUAUUGCCACAACUCUCGUAACAUGUACGUCCGUAUGUGUUUCACAUGCGGCUUCCAGCAAGCUAUUAAAGUUGUGAUCAUGGCCAAGGCAUCAAUUGUGAGAAGGCUGCAGCCUGUUAAUCUAUGCAUAGUUUAGAUACCCUACCUGUUAUUGGUGUUUCUCCAGCUACUUAUAUCCAGGCACUUUCAAAGGGCAAAUAAUGGCAACAGGUUUAAGAAAUCAGAACAGGAACAUUUGAUGGGAGUGGUAUUGAGGUGGGUUGCGGAUUAUUCUAAGGGCACCGAUGCAGUGACAUUUAAAUGGUUUUUCUCACUUCAAUUUCCACAUUCUCUGAACUGAAUUGAAGCAUAUCCUUUCUUGAUAUUUUUUGGUGAUUUUCCCUUGCAUAGUAUGCAUGUGUUGGAUUAGGUGGUCAUUAUUCCAUUCUCAGAAGGGUUCAGUCUGAAUAUAAAUAUGCUUUUUCAGUUGUUUGUUGUUUGGCUUGGAACAAGAAGCAAAUAUGUACAGGGCUGA
Molecule: messenger RNA, 1642 nt
Organism: Varanus komodoensis (Komodo dragon)
Lineage: Eukaryota; Metazoa; Chordata; Lepidosauria; Squamata; Varanidae
Gene: IYD
Product: iodotyrosine deiodinase
Exons: 5
Coding region: 54-926 (290 amino acids)
Molecular function (GO): oxidoreductase activity
Source: RefSeq, a predicted model, not a curated record